AUGGGUCUCUUAGACUUUUUCGGCCUUGGACGUGAGCACGCGUCUAAGAGAUCUCCAAAGACUAAUGUGAUACUAAUUGGCCCUCCUGGCUGUGGGAAAGGCACGCAGGCUUCUCGAUUGAUUAAAAAAUAUGAAGUUUGCCACUUAUCUACUGGUGACAUGCUUAGAGCUAUAAUAAGCUCUGGCUCGGAUCUUGGAACGAAGGUGAAAAAAAUCGUUGAAUCGGGUCAGCUUGUGUCUGAUGACCUAGUAUGUGAGCUGAUUGAUCAAAAGUUGGAUAGUCCCGAGUGUCGAAAAGGUUUUAUUCUCGACGGAUUUCCUAGAACGAUUGCUCAAGCGGAAAAGCUAGAGGAGUUGUUGAAUCGAAGGAAGGAGGAACUAUCUGCUGUCGUCGAACUUCGUGUUCCAGAUGAACUACUAAAAACUCGGAUCUGUGGUAGGCUUUUUCACCUUGCCAGCGGUCGUUCCUACCAUGAAACUUUCAACCCCCCGAAGAUUCCUAUGGUAGAUGAUAUCACUGGUGAAAAGCUUGUUCGGCGGGCCGACGAUACUGUGGAAGCUCUCGAAAAGCGUCUCGCUAGCUACCACAAAAUGACAUCUCCAUUGUUAGACUUUUAUGGGAAGCGGAAUUUGCAUCUUUCAGUCGAUGGGACCCAAAGCAUAGAUGAGAUUUUCACGCAUAUUACGAAAGGUAUCGAUAAGGGAAAGUAA
This is a messenger RNA of Mesocestoides corti, 711 nucleotides long. The record is from the annotation of a GenBank genome assembly. NCBI's taxonomy places the organism in Eukaryota, Metazoa, Platyhelminthes, Cestoda, Cyclophyllidea, Mesocestoididae.